This is a messenger RNA of Rotaria sp. Silwood1, 639 nucleotides long. Lineage: Eukaryota; Metazoa; Rotifera; Eurotatoria; Philodinida; Philodinidae. The record is from the annotation of a GenBank genome assembly.
AUGGAUUCAUUUCGAUCUUAUUUUAUACUUAGGGGUGACUAUGGUACUGAUUCAGGUGGUGAAUGUGCUGUACCUAUGGUUCAUCGUUUUCAUUCUCCAUCGAAUGGUAAUGGUUUGUUUUGGUACAGCUUUGAUGUUGGUCCAAUACAUAUACUUUAUUAUUCAACUGAACAUGAUUUUCGUCGAUCAUCACCUCAAUAUGCAUGGAUUGAGCAAGAUCUUCGUUCAGUCAAUCGUUCUCGUACUCCAUGGCUUAUUGUUGGUUCUCAUCGACAUAUGUAUACAUCAGAAAUAGAAUCGAUUGGUGAGCAUGAAAUUACGAUAAUGUUACAAUUCUACGUAGAACCAUUGUUUUAUCAAUAUCAUGUCGAUGUCAAUCUUUUUGCACACCGACAUUCAUAUGAACGAUCAUGUCCUAUGUAUCAAAAAACAUGUGUUGCCGAUGGUAUAACACAUGUAUUAAUUGGUAUGGCGGGUCAAAACUUAGAUACUGAUGUGUAUUCGAGUGUUCCAUGGAGUAAAUAUCAUGAUCAACAAUUUGGAUAUACAACAAUAUUUGCCAAUCAAACAUAUCUGCAUCUGACAUAUUAUCAUAAUAGUGAUGAUGGUAUUGCUGAUCAAUUUGUACUAACAAAAUAA